Messenger RNA from Carassius carassius (crucian carp), 636 nucleotides. RefSeq names its product NXPE family member 3-like. NCBI's taxonomy places the organism in Eukaryota, Metazoa, Chordata, Actinopteri, Cypriniformes, Cyprinidae. The coding region runs from base 1 to 636 and encodes 211 amino acids. The record is from RefSeq and is a predicted model, not a curated record. The transcript has 3 exons.
AUGGAGAGAUGCAGAUCUGGCUUGACAACACCAGUUCCAGCUGGGUUCUAUUUAAAAGAUGUUUGGAAGUCUUUUAUAUGCAACACUCAACAGUUCAAUUCCACCCAAAUGGGAAAUUGUCUUAAAAACAAAAUGAUCUACUUGUUGGGAGACUCCACCACAAGGCAGUGGUUUGAGUAUUUAGAAAGAAAUGUGCCAGGCUUAACAAGAAUGGAUCUCCACACUCCUCGUACAGGUGGACCCCUGAUGGCUGUGGAGUUAAAAAAUAAUCACUGGAAGCCACGCGGUGUUCCUUUGCGAUUUUAUAAAAUGCUCAUUAACGACCUGCAUCAUAUUGCCAAUGACAUUGAUGAAAUAGCUGGUGAUCCUCAUGCAGUUGUUGUCUUCACUAUCUUUGCCCAUCGGGUUUUCCACCCAAUAACAUUUUACAUCCAUGAAGUGGCCAAAAUCCGUCAGUCUGUUGUUGCGUUGCUGAGCCGUGCACCACAGACUACUGUCAUCAUCAAGUCUGGAAACACUGCAGGACGAAAGCGGGGACCCGACACAUACUGUAUCACUGAGAGCAGCUAUAAGUUGUUUUUGGUUCACCUUCAGCAGAUAGAGGCUGAAGGUGAAAUGGGCCUUGGGUACCCAUGA